This is a messenger RNA of Schistocerca americana (American grasshopper), 2105 nucleotides long. Its product is annotated as mitochondrial potassium channel-like. The transcript has a single exon. Bases 451 to 1527 code for a protein of 358 amino acids. The record is from RefSeq and is a predicted model, not a curated record. Lineage: Eukaryota; Metazoa; Arthropoda; Insecta; Orthoptera; Acrididae.
AUCUGACCAGAGUUGUAUCUGUUAUCACAUGUGAUAGUGACAUGGGGAAUAGUGUGACACUGUAAAUAAUGUUUGACUUCGAGAAAGUGCUUGUUUUUGUAGCGCACCUAUCACACUCACUGCUUUAUUUCCUAGAAGCUGUCAUUUAGGAAUUAUGUUAUAAAACUGCUUAUAUUUGACGUUCCGUCUAUUAAUAAAAACCGGUAAUGGAUCACAACAGCAUUUCGUGAAGCAAUAGUGUGUGGGCACCAGGUAUUGUACCAUAACGUAAUCCAACCGCGUCAGGGGUAAAUGACAGCAUAAAAUUGUAAUUUGGUUAGUAAACUUAUUAUAACUUCUACGUACGUCAUGUGUCUUACCCAAAUCAGACAGACACCUUAGUUCUGUGUGUAGUUAUUUUAGUAACCUUUAUACAGCUGUUUUAUAGCUGGAUAUACAGAAAAAUUAGGUAUGGCUGUCGCUCUACGUAGAGUUACUAUCGUCAGCGAAUUAUUCAGGAUAAAGGCAAGAAGACCUAUAGUUUAUUUAUAUAAAGCUUUAUCAAACACUCAGCCAGCGAUCAGUGUAGUAACAGAGAAGCAUGAAAGUCUGUUGACACGUAAAUUAACAGACCUAGUGAAGUGGUAUGAAGAAGUAACUGGAAUGGAUGAAGUCAGGCGAGCGCAAACUAGGGUACUUGAAGCUGAAGAAAAGUUUAUAGCCGCACAGGAAAGGAGGAGAGAAGCAAAUAAAGCUGUAACAGAAAUUCAAACCCAACUGAAGGAUAUACAUGCUGCCUUGGAUAGUACCACGAGAGGAGAGGAUCGUUAUGUUCAGCUAAUCACACAAGAACAUCAAAUACUGAAGGAAGAAAGGAAACUAAUGACUGAAUUUCAACAGUUAGAGAGGGAAGAGAGAGAAUACUUUUCCAUGCUUUCUUCAGCGGUUAAGGAAAGUCAUGAACAAGAGCGAGCACAAGCUGAAAAAACAAAAUACUGGUCAAUAAUUGGUUCCAUUAUUGGAACAGUAAUUGGAGUUGUCGGGAGCUCAGUUAAUAAUAGAUUAAAAAUGAAGGAAUUGCGGACAUUGAUAACCGAUUCUGUUGCAAAUAAUAAUGAUAGUGUAGGACUUCGUGCAGAAAUCUUGCCAAAGUAUGAGGAGGAGCUGUCUAGUGUUAUUGAUAAACUGAAAACUGUGGCAUCACUUUCAGAUGUUGAAGGGAUCCAGCAGUUGAAAGAUAUGGUUAACAAACUGAAUGAUGUAACCCGAGCUGAACACCACAAAAAUGUUGGUAACACAGAUGUUAUUACAGAUGCUUUGAACAAACAGACAGUAAUUAUAGAAAAAAAAUUGCAGGAGAUAAAAUCCACAAUACCUGUGUCUCACAUUCCGACUUCGGAAUUUGCAAAUGACAAAAUUACUGUUGUCACCAUUGAACAUGAACAGCAACUGCAAAGACAGCAGCGUACAACACAAUUACUAAUUGUUGGAUCAGCUAUCCUUGUUAUAACUGUACCUCACUUGCUUAAAUAUGUAGGACUUGUGUAAUGUUAUCUGUGCCAGUUAAAAAGAAGGUAAUAAUGGCAGCCACUGUGUGCGAAAAAUUGUUUAUUUUAUAAUUCUAAAUUGUUACUGCAGUGUUCGAUGUUACUACUUUACAUACGGAAGUUACGCUUUGUAAAUGUGUUGUAUUUUCUGCCAGCAAUUAGUAACAUGUUUUGUGUACAGCCAAUAUAUUGACAUUUUUUUCACAGUGUAGUGAAAAAGGACAAUGUGUGUUCUGUGCCUUAAAAAUGCUUAAAACAGGUGUAUUGGUAUACAGCAGAAUAUUUCCUCUUCUGUGCACUACUACAACUUUAAUUUUCUUAUUGUGUAUGUUACACAAUUUUUAUACAAUUUUGUUAUAUCAUAAAAUGGCUCAAGUCAUUGCAAAAUGUGAGUGCACACAGUGACAUAUUUCUUGAUCAUGUAACCAGUCAGCGACACACAGUAAUUGUAACAGCCCUUGAAUUAUUACCAAUGGACAGGAAUAAUUAUACAAACAAUUUUAAUUUUUGGUAAUGUGAUUGGCAAGAUAUUAUGUAUGUAUAUAUGGAGAGGGGGGGGGGGGGGUGGCAUUGAGUUUU